Molecule: messenger RNA, 876 nt
Organism: Globicephala melas (long-finned pilot whale)
Lineage: Eukaryota; Metazoa; Chordata; Mammalia; Artiodactyla; Delphinidae
Gene: CALML3
Product: calmodulin like 3
Molecular function (GO): enzyme regulator activity; calcium ion binding
Source: RefSeq, a predicted model, not a curated record
AUGGUCCUGCCUGGAGAUGACGCGGCCUGGCGCAGAGGAUGUGUCGAGGUGAAGCUGAAAGAUGGGGUCACCCUUGUGUGCCACCUCUGCAGAGAAGACUUCCGCACCCAUCGCUGCAGAAGACCUGGACUUCAGGCAACCGCAGGGCCGGGCGCGUGCACGGUGAGGGGCAUCCCAGCUCCUUCUUCAGCACCAGCAAGUCAAGCCGGGGCCAGAACACCAGCCGCCGGCCCUGCACCUGGCCACCUCCCGGCGCCCGGCCACGUCCGUGUGCAGGACCUCCUCCCCGCAACGGUCAGGGCCAAGCAGCUGACCGAGGAGCAGGUGGCCGAGUUCAAGGAGGCCCUCUCCCCUUUCGAUGAGGACGGAGACGGCGCCAUCAGCACGCGGGAGCUGGGCACCGUCCUGCGGUCGCCGGGCCAGAAACCCACUGAGGCCGAGCUCCAGGACCUGGUGGGCGAGCUGGACCGUGACGGCAGCAGCACCGUGGGCUUCCCCGAGCUCCUGGGCCUAAUGGCCCGUAAGGUGAAGGGCAGGGACGCCAAGGACCAGAUCCGGGAGGCCUUCUGCGUCUUCGACAAGGACGGCAACGGCCUGAUGGGCACGGCCGAGCUGCGGCACGUGAUGACCCGGCUGGGCGAGAAGCCGAGAGACCAGGAAGUGGACGAGAUGAUCCGGGCGGCGGACGUGGACGGGGACGAGCUGGUACGCUACGAGGUGUUCAUGCGCUUGCUGGUUUCCAAGGGCGGCCACAGACCCACCUCCACCCCCACCCCCAUCCCCACCCAGGGUGUCCGGGCUCUGCACGUGGCGCCGGGGGACCUGCCUCCGUUCCCCCGGCCCCUCCGGGCACUGCUCCUCCGCUGGUUGACCUGA